ACUUCCGGUGAAAGGGGAGAAGAUUUACUCUGAGCAGGCCCGUCGUUGACCAACCUGUGGGUUGUCGAACCGGGUCUUGGGGUACUAAUCAUGGUUUAGUGACAGUGAAAUAUCGCCCAAUCAACAGCUUUAAGUCAGCAGAUUACUUCCGCCUCGGACUUCGCUCCUUUCUGUGAGCUUUCACCGUCAGAGCCACAGGGCUGAGCGUUUACCGCGACGGGCAGCGCUAGCCAGCUAGCUUUCAGAGCAGUCACCCGAGAACCUCCGAAUUAGAUUCUGGUGUCUGUUCAACAUGUCAACCGCCGGGUUCAACUCCCAGAACGGGACCGGGACGGGACAGACGUACACGAACGGUCCGUCCCAGAAUCCCGUUGCUCUGCAGCAGCCGCUGGGGGUCGGCUACGGCGUGAAUCACCAGCCGACCUACAACCCGAUGCAGGCCAAAGUGUUGGGCCCCCCCGGCCCCGCUCUGUACGCUUCUGGGCCGUACCAGCCGGUUCCGCCCGGAUCGCAGCUCGGCUCCUACCCUCCGGCGCCGGCCCAGCCUCUGCUGACCCGGCCGCAGGUCGGCGUUCUCCCGUCCCACACCCCCCCUCAGUCCGCCAGCCCGGGCCCGGGGCCCCUGCCGGCUCAGGCCACGCCUCCGGCUCAGGCCACGCCUCCUCCUCCUGCUGUCACCUCCACCGGCUACUACACCGGCCCUCCAGCCUGGCAGUACGCUACUCCCCGGGGCCCCGCGCCCAAUCAUGUGAAUCCAGCUGCUGCUGCGCCGCCCCACAUUUCCCACAGCUCCGCCCAGCCGCCUGCGCCAGGAACCACGCCCACCUCCAUACACGGAUACCCUCAUCCAGGCCCCCCCCCUCCACCAAUGAACCCUCUGCCUCCCCACACAUACCAGCCCAACAGGCCCGGCUAUGGUCCUCCACCCACAGCGCCCCCUGCUGGGCCCCCAGGAACCACCGGCACACCUCCUCCUCCCAAAGCUGAUGGAGAUGUGGCAGGAAACGGCCCACAGGCACCAAACAGCUACAACCACGUUGACAGCAGAAUGGCUGGUGCAGCUCAGCCCGGCCCGCCUGCUCGGCAUUUGGGCCACUACCUGUCCCUGCCCCCCGGGUACCAGAACACCUCGGCGCCGCCUGCCUCCUCCCUUCACCCGGCGCUCCAAGCCGCCACGCAGCCGUACACACAGGGACCGCAGCCGUACCAACAGCCUGGCGGUCCCGGUCCGGCCCAGCUGAGCCCGUCGAUGGCGGCCUUGAGCCUCCAGUCCAGCACGCCGGAGGCUCUGAGAGUGGUCAACCUGCUGCAGGAGAGGAACCUGCUGCCGCCGGCGCCCGCCCCGACGCCCUGCCUCACCCAGGACCUGCAGAAGCUCAACUGCAGCCCAGAGGUUUUCCGUUGCACGCUGACCAGCAUCCCUCAGACCCAGUCUGUGCUGAAUAAAGCCAAGCUGCCGCUGGGCCUGCUGCUGCACCCCUUCAAAGACCUCUCGCAGCUUCCUGUGGUGACGUCCAGCACCAUAGUGCGGUGCCGGUCCUGCAGAACCUACAUCAACCCAUUUGUUUCCUUUCUGGACCAGAGGAGAUGGAAAUGCAACUUGUGCUAUCGAGUAAAUGAUGUCCCUGAAGAGUUUAUGUAUAACCCGGUCAGCAGAUCAUACGGCGAACCGCACAAAAGGCCAGAAGUCCAGAAUGCCACUAUUGAGUUCAUCGCUCCUUCAGAAUACAUGCUGCGGCCGCCGCAGCCGGCCGUCUACCUGUUCGUCCUGGACGUGUCCCACAACGCCGUGGAGACGGGUUACCUGAGCGUCUUCUGCCAGUCGCUGCUGGACAACAUCAACGCGCUUCCCGGAGACUCGCGGACCAAGGUGGGCUUCAUCACCUUCGACAGCACCAUCCACUUCUACAACCUGCAGGAGGGCCUUUCCCAGCCGCAGAUGCUCAUCGUCUCUGACAUCGAAGAUAUCUUUCUACCAACACCAGACAGCCUUCUAGUAAACCUUAACGAGUGCAAGGAGCUUGUGCAGGAUCUGCUGAAGAGUCUGCCGACCUUGUUCGAGAAGACGAUGGAGACGCAGUCUGCUCUGGGCUCGGCUCUCCAGGCCGCCUUCAAGCUGCUGUCUCCCACCGGAGGCCGGAUGUCCGUCUUUCAGACGCAGCUGCCCAACCUGGGCGUGGGGGCGCUGCAGUCCAGAGAGGACCCCAACCAGAGAGCGUCUGCCAAGGACGUCCAGCAUUUAUCCCCAGCAACAGAUUUCUACAAGAAGCUGGCGCUGGACUGCUCCGGCCAGCAGGUGGCAGUCGACCUGUUUCUGCUCAGCGCUCAGUACUGCGACCUGGCGUCGCUUGGAUGCAUAUCCAGAUACUCGGCAGGGAGCGUUUAUUACUACCCCUCCUAUCACCAUCAGCACAACCCGGCUCAGGUGGAGCGCUUCCAGAGAGAUCUGAAGAGAUACUUAACGCGAAAAAUCGGCUUUGAGGCCGUCAUGAGAAUACGAUGCACCAAAGGAUUGUCCAUCCACACGUUCCACGGAAACUUCUUUGUGCGUUCCACGGAUCUGCUGUCCCUCCCCAACGUCAACCCAGACGCCGGCUUCGCCGUCCAGAUGUCCAUCGAGGAAAACCUGGAUGACAUGCAGGUCGUCUCCUUCCAGGCUGCUCUGCUUUACACCUCCAGCAAAGGAGAGAGGAGGAUUCGGGUUCACACCAUGUGCCUCCCGGUGGUUAGUUCUCUGUCGGAUGUGUUUGCUGGAGCGGACGUUCAGGCCAUCACUGGGCUGCUGGCUUGCAUGGCUGUGGACCGCUCUGCGACGUCCAGCCUGAGCGACGCCAGAGACGCCAUGACCAACGCCGCCAUCGACUCGCUGGCGUCGUACCGGCAGUCUGCGCUGACCGUCCAGCAGCCAGGCCUGCUGGCUCCGGCCUGCCUGCGCCUCUUCCCGCUCUACAUCCUGGCUCUGCUCAAACAGAAAGCCUUCAGAACCGGAACCAGCACCCGGCUGGAUGAGCGCGUGUUCGCCAUGUACCAGCUGAAGUACCAGCCGCUGGCGUUCGCCAUGCUGAUGAUCCACCCGGCGCUGUACCGCCUGGACGACCUGAGCGACGAGGGAGCGCUGAACGUCAGCGAGCGGACGAUCCCCCAGCCCAGAGUCCUGCAGCUGUCGGUGGAGAAGCUCAGCAGGGAGGGAGCGUUCCUCAUGGACGCUGGGCUGGUCAUGUAUCUUUGGAUCGGACGAAACUGCCACCAAAACUUCCUCUCUCAAGUCCUGGGAGUUUCCAGCUACGCUGCCCUGCCAGAGAAGCUGCAUCUCCUUCCAGAGCUGGACACUGCAGAGUCCCAGAGAACCAGAGCGUUCGUCAGCUGGCUCAGGGACCAGCGGCCGUUCUUCCCCUCCCUCCACAUCAUCAGGGACGAGAGCCAGCUGAAGACCCACUUCCUGCAGAACAUGAUCGAAGACCGGACGGAGUCGGCGCUGUCCUACUACGAGUUCCUGCUCCACCUGCAGCAGCAAAUCUCCAAAUAAUCAGCAGCGGGUCGGAGAAAGACGAUCGCCGUGUGUAUGCCUGCGUGUGUGUGUGUGUGUGUUAGGAUGUGUGUGUGUGGGGCAGAAAGAGGCCGCUCUCCACACACCCUCCAGCUGCGAUCCACCAUCACCUCUAGAAAGUCCUGAGUGGAACGUCGGAUCAGAACCUGCCGGGCGGAGGAACCGGACUCUGCCAUCUCUCUGGGCGUCGGCGGCUGGAGUCCAUGUUGAUCAUAAUGGCGUUUAUCGAAUGAAUCAGUGUUUCUUUUCCUCAGAACUGUCGAAGCGAGGCGUCGAUCAGAUGGAGGACCGGCGGUCUCCAGCGUUUCUGUUCAAAAAGCACAUUUUGUCUUCACUAACAAAUCAAACUCGUCUUCUUCAUGUGAGAGAAUCUGCUUUAGGAGGCGGCUGAGCCUCAACGUACCUGAAGGAGAGUGUGUUUCUUUUUCCCUUUUCAAGUCAUUAUAAUUGUUGAACAAAGCAAAGACUCUGAACCUGGAGACGGACGGACCCGGCUGUCUGGGCCCGGCUGUCUGGACCCGGCUGUCUGGGCCCAGUGGCGGGGAAAAGGUCCGGUCGGUCAGAUCUCACCUCCAGAAACUCGUCCGCCAUCUUUUCUCUCUGGACUUUUCAGAACCUCUGAUCUGUUUUUCUUUACUUUCUGACUUCUGUUUAAUUUAUGAGACCCAAUCUGAUUAAAUUCUAUAAUUGCCUUGUAUGGGAACUCACUUUUUAUUAUUAAACCUCUGUUUAAAUACUGACUCUAUAUAUGAAAUAUUUUAAUAUAAUAGGAUUUGGGAAAUCUUUAACACAGGCGUGACGAAGCCAUUCUGAUCUUUUAAUCUGCUUAUUGAUACUUGUAUAUUGAACAGACUGCAUUAUGUAAAGGAGAAGAAAUGCUGAUGAUUUUAGUAUGAAUAAGUUGAAAUGGUUGCUAAGAAAAUAAACAGUUUGGGACUUUUUA
Poeciliopsis prolifica (blackstripe livebearer) is the source of this 4490-nucleotide messenger RNA. RefSeq names its product protein transport protein Sec24A-like. Gene Ontology annotation, cellular component: endoplasmic reticulum exit site; COPII vesicle coat. The transcript is spliced from 23 exons. Bases 293 to 3526 code for a protein of 1077 amino acids. The record is from RefSeq and is a predicted model, not a curated record. NCBI's taxonomy places the organism in Eukaryota, Metazoa, Chordata, Actinopteri, Cyprinodontiformes, Poeciliidae. Gene Ontology annotation, biological process: COPII-coated vesicle cargo loading; intracellular protein transport; endoplasmic reticulum to Golgi vesicle-mediated transport. Gene Ontology annotation, molecular function: SNARE binding; zinc ion binding.